This is a messenger RNA of Solanum stenotomum, 354 nucleotides long. Its product is annotated as transcription factor HEC1-like. The transcript has 2 exons. The coding region runs from base 1 to 354 and encodes 117 amino acids. NCBI's taxonomy places the organism in Eukaryota, Viridiplantae, Streptophyta, Magnoliopsida, Solanales, Solanaceae. The record is from RefSeq and is a predicted model, not a curated record. Gene Ontology annotation, biological process: regulation of DNA-templated transcription. Gene Ontology annotation, molecular function: protein dimerization activity; DNA-binding transcription factor activity.
AUGAUGCAGCCCAACAAAAUUGAUCCGGAAUCAGUGAAACCACCUAAGAGAAAGAACGUGAAGAUAUCAAAGGAUCCACAGACCGUUGCAGCCAGACAUCGGAGGGAAAAAAUAAGUCAAAAGUUAAGGAUUCUUCAAAGACUUGUUCCUGGAGGAACCAAAAUGGACACAGCUUCUAUGUUAGAUGAGGCUGUCCAUUAUGUUAAGUUUCUUAAGAAACAACUAAAAUCGUUAGGGCAAGCAGUUGCUUGCUCUAACGAUAAUAAUAAUAAUAGGUCAAUGCUUGUCGGAGAUGAUGAGAACGAAGGUAGUUUGGUCGGAGAAGGUGAGGAGGACGAGAAGAAGGCAUCAUAA